Phodopus roborovskii (desert hamster) is the source of this 4967-nucleotide messenger RNA. It is a transcript of the gene Akt3, whose product is annotated as AKT serine/threonine kinase 3. Lineage: Eukaryota; Metazoa; Chordata; Mammalia; Rodentia; Cricetidae. The transcript has 14 exons. Gene Ontology annotation, biological process: protein phosphorylation. Gene Ontology annotation, molecular function: ATP binding; protein serine/threonine kinase activity. Bases 269 to 1708 code for a protein of 479 amino acids. The record is from RefSeq and is a predicted model, not a curated record.
GGGAGGACAGGAGGGGAGGAGGAGGGAGGGGGACCCCCGAGUCGCCCCCUCUCCUCCCCCCGCCCCCCCGCUCCAUCCUCCGCCACCGCCCGAGCAGCUGCGGGGCCGCCGCCGCCGCCGCCUUUGCAGGCUGAGUCAUCACUAGAGAGUGGGAAGGGCGGCAGCAGCAGCAGCAGCAGCAGCAGCAGCAGCAGCAAAGAAUCAAAAUCCUAAAACUGAUCCUGCAAAGCAUCAUUUCUCCAAGUUGGGGGCUCAGAGGGGAGCCAUCAUGAGCGAUGUUACCAUUGUGAAAGAAGGUUGGGUUCAGAAGAGGGGAGAAUAUAUAAAAAAUUGGAGGCCAAGAUACUUCCUUUUGAAGACAGAUGGUUCAUUCAUAGGCUAUAAAGAAAAACCUCAAGAUGUGGACUUACCUUAUCCCCUCAACAACUUUUCAGUGGCCAAAUGCCAGUUAAUGAAAACAGAACGACCAAAGCCAAAUACAUUUAUUAUCAGAUGUCUUCAGUGGACCACUGUUAUAGAGAGAACAUUUCAUGUAGAUACUCCAGAGGAAAGAGAAGAAUGGACAGAAGCUAUCCAAGCUGUAGCAGACCGACUGCAGAGGCAAGAAGAGGAGAGGAUGAAUUGUAGUCCAACUUCACAAAUUGAUAACAUAGGGGAGGAAGAGAUGGAUGCAUCUACAACCCAUCAUAAAAGAAAGACAAUGAAUGAUUUUGACUAUUUGAAACUACUAGGUAAAGGCACUUUUGGGAAGGUUAUUUUAGUUCGAGAAAAGGCAAGUGGAAAAUACUAUGCUAUGAAGAUUCUGAAGAAAGAAGUCAUUAUUGCAAAGGAUGAAGUGGCACAUACUCUUACUGAGAGCAGAGUACUAAAGAACACCAGACAUCCAUUCUUAACAUCCUUGAAAUAUUCCUUCCAGACAAAAGACCGCCUGUGUUUUGUGAUGGAAUAUGUUAAUGGGGGAGAGCUGUUUUUCCAUUUGUCGAGAGAGCGGGUGUUCUCUGAGGACCGCACACGUUUCUAUGGUGCAGAAAUUGUCUCUGCUUUGGACUAUCUACAUUCUGGAAAGAUUGUGUACCGUGAUCUCAAGUUGGAGAAUUUGAUGCUAGAUAAAGAUGGCCAUAUAAAAAUUACAGAUUUUGGACUUUGCAAAGAAGGAAUCACAGACGCAGCCACCAUGAAGACAUUCUGUGGCACACCGGAGUAUCUGGCCCCAGAGGUAUUAGAAGAUAAUGAUUAUGGCCGAGCAGUAGACUGGUGGGGCCUGGGUGUUGUCAUGUAUGAAAUGAUGUGUGGGAGGUUGCCUUUCUACAAUCAGGAUCAUGAGAAACUCUUUGAACUAAUACUAAUGGAAGACAUUAAAUUUCCCCGAACACUCUCUUCAGAUGCAAAAUCAUUGCUUUCAGGGCUCUUGAUAAAGGAUCCCAAUAAACGCCUUGGUGGAGGGCCAGAUGAUGCAAAAGAAAUAAUGAGGCAUAGUUUCUUUUCUGGAGUAAACUGGCAAGAUGUGUACGACAAAAAGCUUGUACCUCCUUUUAAGCCUCAAGUAACAUCUGAGACAGAUACCAGAUAUUUUGAUGAAGAAUUUACAGCUCAAACUAUUACAAUAACACCACCUGAAAAAUAUGAUGAAGAUGGCAUGGACUGCAUGGACAAUGAGCGGCGGCCACAUUUCCCUCAGUUUUCCUACUCUGCAAGUGGACGAGAAUAAGUGUCUUUCAUUCUGUUUCUACACUGUCAUCUUAUAUUUUGUCACUUGAGAAUGAUUCCUGGACAUCUCCACCAGUCCUCGCUCUUACAGAUAGCAGGGCCACUUCUGACAUCCCUGACCAGCCAAGGGUCUUCACCCUCACCACCUUUCACCCACAUGAAAACAUAUACACAGACACUCCAGUUUUUGUUUUUGCAUGAAAUUGUAUCUCAGUCUAAGGUCUCAUGCUGUUGCUGCUACUGUCUUACUAUUAUAGCAAUUUUCAGAAGUAAUUUUACAAUCUUUGGGAGUCAUGAGCCCAUUGUUCAUUUGUGCAUCAAUUGUCAUCUUCUUUCGGUUUUUGUUUCUCCCUAGCAGUAAAGGCUAGAUGAGAUACACAGAUUCUAGGUACAUUUUUAACUUUCUAGAAGAUACAGCAAGAACUAAUUAGACUAAGAAGAUUUAGUUUAUAUUUCUGAACAAGCAAUUGUUGAAGGGUGGUGGUAUGUGUAUGUAAGAGUUUAGCAUACAUGUCUGAUCAGUGCAUAAGUUGCAUACCACUGAUAUUUGGCAGAAAAUCCUUAGGAAGCAUUGAGAGGACGGAAGAGCUGAUGAGAUACACAUGUUUUUAAUUCCUGCUGGUUAUUGUGGAGGAAGCCCAGUGUCACAUGGGUGCCCAGACUUCAUGGGCAAAUGGACGGCAUUCCACCAAGCACUGCAGGUGCAGAGUCACCUAAAGGGUCUUAGGAUCUACGUUGUACCAGAGAGUAUUUUUCCCCUGGGCUUGGCAACCUUUUCCCCUUCUUGAUAUUUAUCACCUCUGAUGGCUGAAGAAUGUAGACAGUAUAAUGAUCCUGCUGUCACCAAAAUCUAUACGCCAAGGUGAACAGGUGUUUGCCUUAUCAGUUUUGAAGUUUUACUUUCAGUUAUAGGUGAAUUAGCUCUUAUCAGAUGUUAAAACUUUGAAUGUCCUUUUAUGAUUUUGUUUAUAUUACAGUAGUAUUUAUUUUUUAGUGAUAAGAAUUGUAUUGUCAUGUUAGCAAAUGCAGCUCCAACUCACAGGACAUUGACUGCGGUUUCUUUUGAACCAUGUGCAAGGAAUGUACACACCCAUUAGAAUCAUGCACUUUUUCUCCUUUGUACAAAAAAUUGGUAAGGCUCUGGAAUUAUAUCCAUUGGUUAGAAUCUGGCUAUGAGAGAAAAGAUGCUGUAAUUAACCCCUUGGUGCCGAAAUGAGAAAAUCUCCAACUACCCAAUGCCAAGGGGUUGAUGGAGCAAAUGGAUGUUGAUGGUUGCUCACUUGAGUGGAUGUGUGAGUAUGGCCUGGCAUACAGUAAUGGAGAAAGCUGAGACCCAAAUGAUGAUAAGAAAUGAACUUUACUUGGCAAAAUGAACACAUCACAGAUAUUUACACAGUAGGUAGCAAUGGAUAAGAAACUGGUGUGUUUAUUCUUAUCAAGGUACAUUCAUUACUGAAUCAAGCCAUCAGGGAAAACAACAAAACAAAACACCUCUUGCUUUUCUUUCUGUACAUACUCAUGUCUCCCAAUCCCAAACAUUUCUCACUGAGAGGGGACAUGUAUGCAAACCUCAUCUUUCUCCUUCAUUAAUGAUGAUCUUCAGAUUAAACCCUUUGGUGCUAGGAGCUGACAUUUUCCAAAGCAGACUAUGAAGUGCAAGGAUCAAAGCCUUUCUUGCAGCAAGCAGGAGGGCAUCUGCUCCAAGAGUGAUCAUGGAGAUGUAUUCUAGUUACUGACAGCUCCCAAAUGGAAGACUACAGUGUGACAUAGCAGUGUUCCUGCAUUGUCUUUUUGAGUAGGAAGUCAUGUUCUCAUGCAGAUGUCUUAGCCUCUAGGCUCAGACUUGGGGAAGCAGAGCCGCUGCUGGCAGUGGCUAGCCGCUGGGACUGCUGGGACAGAAAGGUCAUUUACUAAGGCAGCUAAGAUGGAUUCGGACAUAGAUUUUGUCCUGAUUUUUCAUGUUUCUACGUGAGUGAGUUUAUCCUUAGUAUGGAGUGGGAAGUUAAACAGAUGUUCAUUCUUACAUCUGUAGUCUUUUUCCUACUUAGGAUUAUGUUGAAUGUUUCAUAUUGGCAGGAAAAAGUAGAUUAGAUGGUAUGUCCUUUAAGUUAUCCUGCAUCUGUUUUGUAAGAAAGAAAUGUGAGAGGAAGAAAAUAAAGCUGAGCCUGGGAGAUGUUCAGAGCAUUUAUCCCUCAGAGGGAGCAGACACUAUACACUAAGCACACAGCUUCUUUUGUUCUGUCUCUCCUCCCAAGUCUUAAGGUGACUUCAUGACCUUGGCCAAGGGCACUUUCUAAAGAUUAAUGAGAGGGCACUGACCAUGCCUCAGGCUGGCCACUCCUCACACCUGGCCUUUGGUCCCCAGCCAUUCGAGGGCUUUCUCUUCCCAUCCCAGGCUCCCUGCGUGUCACAGCAGGUGUAUUCUUGGCUUUGAUUUUGAGAACUUUUUCCUUGUAAUCCCAGAAGUCAGUUAAAUGGCAGAAGUAGAAUAGUGUGGAGGAGAUACCUAUACCUAAGCUGAGGAUUUGGGCAAAAUUGAGAUGGCUUGAAAUGUGGAAUUUUUAUGUCUGGAUGCAGUUCUGGCUUUGUGAUCCCACCUCCUAAAAGCUCGAGCUUGACCUCUUGUCAUCAUACAGGGCUGUCUUGGAGGGAUCUGGCCACUUCUGCUCAGAUUGCUGGCAGGAUUGCUCACAGCUUUGCUUUCUACACUAACAACAUAGCAUUAUUCCAGUAUUGUUUCCAUUUCCCAUGCCUGACUGUUCUCACAGGGGCCACAUGCUUCUCCUUCCCUCACUAACUGCAGGGUCUCUACCACACCUCAGUGUACACACUUUGCUGCUACUGUCUGUACUGUCUACAUCCCAGUUCCCUUAGCUUGCUCCUGGUAGUGCAUUACAGGCAAGCAUGAAAUGUAAAGUAUUUAUUUAAAUAAAAAAGAAAACCUCUGAAUUGGUCAUCGAGUCACCUACCUGUAGAUUUGUAGUUUGUGACAUAUUUUGACUUUCGUAGUUCUUCUGCUAGAUCCAUACAAGAUGUGGUCACCUGAUUAAGGGUUUGGAGCAGACACAGCUAUGAACCUAGAUGCUGUAUCAUUAUCAUUGCUGGUCACACUACAGACGUUCGUUUUCUUACAUAUGAAAUGACUACAAAAAACUGGCUCUGUACACUGUACACCCUUAGCAUCUCACAGGCAUCUGGUAGGGGCAUACAUUACUUCCUUCGUACAGACAGAGUAAAUAAAGCCCUGUAUCAAUAUGCUA